Fonsecaea erecta is the source of this 1038-nucleotide messenger RNA. RefSeq lists its product as hypothetical. The transcript is spliced from 2 exons. Gene Ontology annotation, biological process: phosphatidylinositol metabolic process. Gene Ontology annotation, molecular function: phosphatidylinositol kinase activity. The record is from RefSeq and is a predicted model, not a curated record. Bases 1 to 1038 code for a protein of 345 amino acids. NCBI's taxonomy places the organism in Eukaryota, Fungi, Ascomycota, Eurotiomycetes, Chaetothyriales, Herpotrichiellaceae.
AUGGCCAGCCGUCGGGACAAGAAGAUUACACGCUCCAUCGUCCGCGCCAUCCAACAAGACGACCACUCGGAAAGGCGACUCCGACUAUGGCGCCCCCUCAAGACCUUCUUCGCCCUCUACGGCCUGCUCUUGAUCAGACUACGUCCCGAAUUGUUCAAGAAACUACGGAACAAGACGUGGAAUCUGUCGGAUGAUGACUACAAAAGCAGCUUCACGGACAAGGACUCGCUCGUGCCCAAGGGGGACAUGGGCUAUUCGGGCUCGACCUUCUUCAACACGAGAGACAAUAGAUUCCUCAUAAAGUCCGUCCCUCGUCGGUUUGAGCACAGCUACUUUCGAGACGACCUGAUGGAGCCUUAUGUGGCACACAUGGAAUCGCACCCCAAGUCGCUGCUCGUGCGCAUCACUGACUUUCUGGGGUGGCGCUAUCCGAGCAUCGGUGGCCUCUUUGGCAUCGUCCCCACCUACCACCUCGUGAUGGAGAACCUGCUGCACGGGCAGGAGGAAGAGUCCGACUGGCAGACCUUCGACCUGAAGCCGAUGUCGUAUUUCUUCCCGGAGCGCGACAUCGCCGGCGGCAAGCUCGCGUCCGAGGCCACCAAGUCCAAACUCGCCGACAACUUCGACGACAGGAUGCUGCUCAGCCGCGAACAGGCCGACGAGUUUUUCCACCUCCUCGAAGCCGACACCGAGCUCCUGGCGCAGCACAACGCCGUCGACUACAGCCUGAUGCUGGUGCGGAUCCCCAAAUCCACCUCCUCAGCUCCCGCGGACGACAGCCAAAACCCCUUCAACGACCCACCGGACUGGCGCACUGGCGUGCCCAGCCAGGACGACAAAUGGCUGUUCCGGGCCGUGAUUCUGGACUUCUUCUGGGCCAAGCACAAGGUGCGCGCGAAGACCAUGACCAUGCUCAUCAACGCGUGGCGGAUGAUUGACGACAAAGGCCCCAUGAGCAUCACCACCACGGCGCCCGAGUACCGGGAGAGGUUCUUGAAGAUGUGUAGGGAGAUCGUCAAGGUGCAGGAACAGGAGUAG